This is a messenger RNA of Artibeus jamaicensis (Jamaican fruit-eating bat), 822 nucleotides long. RefSeq names its product coiled-coil domain containing 153 (gene DRC12). Lineage: Eukaryota; Metazoa; Chordata; Mammalia; Chiroptera; Phyllostomidae. The record is from RefSeq and is a predicted model, not a curated record.
AUGGCCCGAAGAGCGUUGGGGGCUCAGCCGCGUCAGCCAGUUCCGCUUGGCAGCGAGCGAGGGAAAGAAGGAAGGCGUGAAGGAGGGGCCUCGCCCUGCCGCUGCCAACACCGCUGGCAGUCCGGGCGGAGGGAGGGACGGCUGCAGGGAGGGGAGUGGGCGGUGCCGGGAGCGCGGGGCAGCGGGGGCGCGCCCCUCCGGGCGCCGGAUUUACUGGGGUACAGGGCAGAUGUGGAAACUGAAUCCAUGCACAGGCUGGCAGUACUAGAAAAGGAGUUGCUCCAAGACCACUUAGCUCUGCAGAAGGGUGAGGUCCACUGAGCUGAGGCUUCCGCAGACCAGCUGAAUCAGAGCUUGCAAGGGCUGGAGGAUGAGCUGGAGGGGGCCCCAAGUGAAGGGAAGGCCAUAUAUGCCGAGAUGAGUCAUCAGUGCCAGGUCCUGCAGGAAGAAAUGGAGACCCAUCUCUUGCAGGCUCCUGGAAGUGUCACCAUUCUAUCUUCUUUCAUCCUUAUAGCUCACUCCCCAGAGACAUGCCAGAGAGAGGCAGAGGCUGCACGGGGAGAAGCUAAGCUAGCCCUCAGAGAGUGGGACCGAAUGCUGGCUCAGCUUUGGACACACAUGGAAGCCAAGUACAAGGACAUCUUAUAUAGAAGCCUGGACAGGCUCUUUAAGCUCAGAGCCAUUAAACCUCAGUGGGAUGGAGUCAUGCUGAGAUUCUACACCAGGCAUAAGGAGCAGCUCUACCAGUUUGGACUCAACCCCCUGGACCUUUCAGAUUGUACAUAUAUAGUCUCUGGGGCCCCAGCAAUAAAGCCAUCUUGA